AUAGGACUAUCUAGCCAUGGAUGUGUGGUGCUCCACAACUCUGUAAAAUCAAUACAGUGUGCCGUUUUACAUAAAUUGGGCAACUCACUUGAAAUAAAACAUGGAUGCUAACAAAUACAUACAUACAUACCAUAAUUUUUUUUCAUUUUCAGUUCCCCUGGUUCACCAUAAUGCAAUAUAAAAAUAAUUAAAGCUGCAAGCAGCGUCGUUCGGCCCUCGCAGCGAAGCUGCUCGCCCUCCGUCCGCACCCCCUCCGCUCCAUGCCCGACACUCUCCAAACCCAGCUCCGUACCGCUCCUUCCUGGCCGACAGCCAGGGGCACCAGGGCACGUCUGGCAGAACAGCAACGUCAACCACCCCGACACCAGAAACUGUGAACGGCCUCCUCAUCCACACCUCACCCUGACUCAGCAUCCCCUCUGAGCCCAGCAUUACAUGUCUCACCACUAGGAGAUACUCUAUCUUUACCACACUGGUGAUGUGAUGUUCAGUCUAGGGCAAAUCGGAGGCUGUUUGUGGAAGUUACAGUCAAACGUAAGGUCACGGCGUAUUCCAGAAUUCGCCAUGGCAUCAAAGCCCCUCCCUUUCUGAAAAGUUAUCAGAUCUGAAUGGUCAUUACAACAUCAUGAAGACAGUGCAUGACCUUAGUGUCAUGUUGACUAAAUUAGAGGGGACAAAUAUGGGCAGUUCACCAUAAAACAGCAGGCUUCCUGUAGUCAGGGGGCGGGGCUUAGGUGAUGUCAGCUGUCCACAUUGUCAUUGUCUUGAGAUGUGGUCAAUGAUCACACAGACAAAGUUUGAUAUAGAUCUGAUCAUGCACAUGGGAGUUGUUAAGUCAAGUAAUGUAAUGGCGAAAGGUCAAAGUUUGAGGCUUAGCCACGCCCACACCUUUAAACUUAUUUAAAAUCCGACGGUUGAAUUUUUUCCUCUAUGUCUUAAGAGUAUAUAGCAGGAGUUUGAAGGUGAUCGGUGGAAAGGGCGACGAGACAUCAUUCUCCUAAUAACGUGUGCGAAAACCACUAAAUCGAGUACUUGGACCAAAAUGGCCGACCUCCUGUGCGACAUUGCGCUUGGCUCCAAGAGACUUUUUUGUAAGUCCGGAGACACUACAUUAGUGUGCCAAAUUUCGUACUCCUCAGUCAAAGCAUGGCUUGGGGCUGAGGGUUUUAAUGGUCCUAGGGGGCGCUAUUUCAGAAUAUAGGCCACGCCCACAAACUUCAGCUGUCCAAUUCUAUUAGGGGUUAGAGUAAGAUCACUCAUCAGAAAUUGUGUGGCGGUGUCACAAUGAUUGAAGAAAUGAGAGACAAACGUAUUUCCAUGGCGUGAUGGCGAAUUUCGCCAUGCUCCCAAAGCCCCGCCUUUAUUCGAAACCUGCCAGUACUAUAGACCAAGUGACCUCAACUUGUCUGCUGCUAUUUGCCAGUGAUUGCUGGUGAUUGGUUAAAAGGAGUCUAAUAGGGAGCUGUGAAAAGAAAGAGUGGCGUGGCGACAGGUCAAAGUUUGAGGCUUAGCCACGCCCACACCUUUAUACUUAUUUAAAAUCCGUAGGUUGAAUUUUUUCCCCUUUGACUUAAGAGUCUAUAGUAGAAGUUUGAAGGUGAUUGGUGAAAAGGGCGAUGGUGCAACACUCUCCAAACUACGUGUGCGAAAACCACUAAAUCGAGUAUUUGGACUAAAAUGGCCGACUUCCUGUGCGACUUGGCGCUAGGCUCCAAGAGACUUUUUUGUAGGUCCUGAGACACCACAUAAGUGUACCAAAUUUCGUACUCCUCCGUCAAAGCUUGGCUUGGGACUGACAGUUUUAAUGGGCGUAGGGGGCGCUAUUUCAGAAAAUAGGCCACGCCCACCGGAUGUUCACAUCAGAUUCUUUUGGGGGCCGGACUAGGAUCAUUCCCAAGGAGUGUCGUGGCGAUAUCUCUAGAAAUGACUAAAUGGAAGGCAAACGUAAGGCCACGUCGGUACGCCUGACUUCGCCGCGCCGCCACAGCCCAGCCUUCUGCAGAAAACUCCCAUAAAGUGACGCCAAGCAACCCCAACUUGUCUUCAGUUACCUGCUACAAAUUUGGGAUGAUUAUUUGAAAGGGCGAAUUUUGGAAAAUUUCCCAGUAAAACUUGACCUUUUAAGUCCUGAGGGGGCGGGGCUUAUGUGACAUCAUCAAUCGACCAUUCAUUUGUCUUCGGGGGGCGAUGACGAUUGUCCAUAGAAAGUUUCUUUAACUGUAGUCCUUUCAUUUAUGAAAUUAUAGCAAUUUGAAUUUUUUUGGCAAGUGCUCGAAAUUUGAGGCCUGGUCCCGCCCCUUCAGAAUUUACGAAAAGUCAAUUUUAUUUUCUCAUUUUAAUCGUCCAUCGCUUCUGUUCGAUCGCACACUAUUUUUUAGACCAUCGUACGAAAAAUGACCAAACUGUUCAACCAAAUGUAGACCCUAGAAAUGGCCAAAAUGGGGUCAAAAUGGCCAAUUUAGUCCAAAAUGGCCGACUUCCUGUUUGAUAUUGACCAUGGGUGCAAGAGGCUUUUCUGUGCGUAUUGUUGAGUUCUACAAGUGUACCAAAUUUCAUCACUCUACUUUGAAAAAAGGUCAAAGCGGAGGGGUAUUUUUAAUUUUCCAGGGGGCGCUGUCGAAACAUUUUUUUACCAACUUUCACGUUGCCAGUGAAAUAUGUAAAUUUCACGCACUUUCUAUAUUGGGCCAGAUUUUGGUGAGUUUUUGGAUAUGCUAAGACCCCCUAAAGGCCACCCAAAGACGUGGAAGAAAAAGAAAGAAAUAAUAAGAAACGGAGCAGAUACAAUAGGCCUUCGCAGCUUCACUGCUCGGGCCUAAAUAUGUUCAUUUAUAACAUAUAUUAAACCCACAUUUUUCAUGAUUAGACAGAAGCAGUUAGAGGGAUGAUUUGUUUAUUGGUAGGCUAGGAGGAUGGUUCUGUCACUGAUAACUUAUAUCCUUUUAAGAGUCUCCUCCGGCGGUUUGUGAAGCAAGAACUCCUGCAAGAUGCCACUCCCCUGAGGCUGACCAAAAUUGACGUUGAAAUAGAAAUAAGUUCCUCAAGCUGAUAACCAAUAACUAAUCUCUCUGAGGACACGGUGCUUGUGCACUCUCCUACAACACCUUGACAUGACUAAAUACAUAUUAUGCAACAUUUUGUGAACAUCAAUUUAUUUGCAUUUAUUUGUUAUAAAUGCCACUGUAUAAUUCUUGCUGUCAGUAUUUGCAAGAUAUUGGUAUUUGGGUCUGUACUGGUUAGACUUAAAUGAGUUAAACCAAGGUCUAUAGCCCUUUGGUCAUAGACUAUGAGCUAUAAGUAUAUUGGUCUUUUUAUACUGGGAAUCAGGAGUUAUUUUAGUGAUCAUCUUGUUUCUUAUUUAUUUUUGUCCUGAUUGUGCCCUGAGCAAUUUUAUGACUGAAUAAAAACAAAUAAAUUCAACAUAAAUUGAAAAAUCGUCCUAAAUAAUUGAGAUCUCAAUUUCAGUCACCAUAAUCGUGAUUAUUAUUUUUGCCAUAAUCGAGCAGCCCUAAUUAUAUCACCUGCAGUUGAAAAAACCCUCUCAGACGCGACACUGGUCCCAGGGACACAGAGAUAUCGCUUAGCCAUGCGAGCCAAAAGAGGAUACUCUUUUUCAUUCUCUCUCCACCAGACCAGAGGAUUGUCCUGCAGUCCUGCAGGUCUCCUCGCCCUGUACCUCUUGAUAUCAUCUUCUGCCACCUCUGCAAAAGAUUUUUUUGCAUGUCCCCUCUCCUCUCUUGGUAUGUAGGCUUCCCCAAGGAGAGACUCCAAAGCACUGGAUUGCUUGGGGUUAUGUGCAGGGGGGUUGUUUUCCUCCUCUUGCUCCAUUUCAUCAACUUCAUCCUGCUGCACGAGAGAAGAAAUACUUAUAUGUGCUGUUGUGCAACAAUAGGCUUCGGUUUGGCUAUGAAUAACUUAACAUAACAUAAAUCUGUCAUUUUGAUCUAAACUAUCAAGUCAGACAAGCACUUGGAUAUCAGGAAAAGUGUUCAGUCUUGGUUCUUAGAGUUGAGUAUUUUUUGAAGGUUACAAUAAAGUCCCAUUAGUUGUCACACACACAGGUGUGUGUGCAAAAUUUGUUCUCCGCAUUUGACCCAUCCCCUGGGGGAGCGGUAACCUUCCAAUCCAACCCCUUAAUGCUGAGUGUCAAGCAGGGAGGCAUUGGGUCCCAUUUUUUUCAAAGUCUUUGGUAUGACCCGACCAGGAAUCGAACCCCUGAUCUCCCAGUCUCAGGGCGGACACUCUACCACUAGGCCACUGAGAAAGGUUAGCUUAUUGCCUUGUGUAUUUAAGUGUAAUCUUAUUAUUUUUCUUUUUCUCCAAGGAUAUGUGCUGCUGUAGCGAAUUAAUUUCCCCCCUGUGUGAUUAAUCGGAGUAUAUUCUGUUAUCUAUGAAUACCUGCCUGCUCAGACUGAGAUUUAAAAUAUGAUAAAAUAUUUAAAAAAUAAAAAUAUGUUUCUGAACAGUAAGAAACUGCACAUUUAUAAUUGGAAUAAACACAAACAACUUCUCCCUGAUAGGUAAGAGUUUAACAAUUAAACAUUUCAGUUAAUAAACUUCUAUCAACAAACUCACUAACCUAGUAACACUCAACUAAGAUACUACUACUAAGUAAAUAUGAAAGACUAAAUGAAAACUAAAAUGAAAAAUAUACAAAUAAGAAUAAAACCAAUAACAUGUUGUGAAAACCAGGUUUAAUAGAAUGAUUUCAGAAAAUAGGCAACAUUAGCUUUCAACUAAUUCAGAUCAGACUUCACCAAAAUAUGUAAUGUGUGUGUGAGAGAGAGAUAAAUUACAUGGUAGUAUUUGCUUGGAUUUUUUUUUUCACAAGGCUUCUUCUUACUUACAUUAGAUGCUUCUUCCUCCAUCCCACCCACUGCUUCAGCCUGGAGCCUGGAGAAGGUGUGCUCUCGCUCCUCCUCACACAGAAAUGGCAGGGCUUUGAAGCGUGGAUCAACAGAUGAGGCGGCAUGCAGCAUGGCCGUCUGAUUCACAUACCUGAAAUAUAAAUGUCACACAUUUAAAUCUAUGCAAUUAGGGAGAUAAUAUUUUCUUAAAUUGUUUCAUUAAAUACACAAUAUAACCUAUUUUCUCUCACACACAUACAAAAUAGGCCUACCUUGUUCUCAGGUUUUUCUUGAUCUCAUUCUUCAUAUCCUUAACAACUUUGGAGUCUUCUGGGAGGCUGGUCAUCUCCUUCAGCAGCAGAGCACGCAGGGGUGCCAUCACUGAGAGGAUUGGUGACUUUUCUUCUGACAUGACUUCAGUAGCUUUUUUCAUUGGCUUCAGAGCUCUGACCACGUCUUCAGCAUCAGUUAUGUCUUCCUCUUUCAGACUGCACAAAUCUUUUUCAUUUCUGCGGACUUCAGGUGAGAGCAGAGCAGCAGAGAUAGCAGGCUGCUGCUCCAGAAAACGUUCGAGCAUUUCCAGUGCACUAUUCCAUCUGGUCACAACAUCAAUUGUGAGCUUGUGUUGUUUAAGCUGCAAUAGUUUCUGCUUUUCUUUCAAGAUGCGGCUAGCUGUUGUGCUGCGAUGGAAGAACGUUACAAUGUGCCUCACUCUCCCAAGCAGGCGUGCAAUAUUUGGGAGUUUGAGACCGGUUUGCGAGAACUUCCACAGCAUCAUGCCUGGGAAAACAAGAUGGCUCUAACUGACCGGCAGCUCUCUAAACAGAAAUGGACCUCCAGUUUGGACCAGAAGGAACCAGAACCUCCACUGAUGAAAGAGGAACAACAAGAACUCCUUAUCCAUCAGCAUGAAGGGCAGUUCCUUCUGAAGCAGGAAGUUGUUACCUUCAUGGAGACUUCUUCUGAAGAAACAGACUGUCAUGAACCAGAACCAAACAAGAACCAACCCUUGUGUCAGAGUACUACAGAAGCUGUGAACCAAGAUCAGGGUGGAUGCAGGAAAGAAAACUCAAAAACAAACAGCAAUGAAGAACUGACACGUAAUAAAAUAUGCCAAUCCAAAGAUCACAGAGACAGUGUAGAUGAUAAAAAACAAAAAAGGCACAUGAGAACUCACACAGGUAAGAAGCCAUAUCCAUGUGAAACUUGUGGUAAAUGUUUUAUUGUCAGAGGUCACUUGACUACACACAUGAGAACUCACACAGGUGAGAAGCCAUAUUCGUGUAAAACUUGUGGUAAAUGUUUUAUUGUCAGAGGUCACUUGACUACACACAUGAGAACUCACACAGGUGAGAAGCCAUAUUCGUGUAAAACUUGUGGUAAAUGUUUUAGUGACAGUAGUUCCUUGACUAGACACAUGAGAAUUCACACAGGUGAGAAGCCAUAUUCAUGUAAAACUUGUGGUAAAUGUUUUAGUGACGGUGGUUCCUUGACUAGACACAUGAGAACUCACACAGGUAAGAAGCUAUAUCCAUGUAAAACUUGUGGUAAAUGUUUUAGUGUCAGAGGUCACUUGACUAAACACAUGAGAACUCACACAGGUAAGAAGCCAUAUUCAUGUAAAACUUGUGGUAAAUGUUUUAGUGUCUUUAGUUCCUUGACUAGACACAUGAGAACUCACACAGGUGAGAAGCCAUAUUCGUGUAAAACUUGUGGUAAAUGUUUUAGUGUCAGUAGUUCCUUGACUAAACACAUGAGAACUCACACAGGUGAGAAGCCAUAUUUGUGUAAAACUUGUGGUAAAUGUUUUAGUGUCAGUAGUUCCUUGACUAGACACAUGAGAACUCACAUUAUAUCAUUGAAUUUCUAAAGCCUCAUACUCCAACCCGAGCCCUCAGGUCCACAAACUAGAACCUUCUAGAAUUUCCAAAGACCAAUUAUAGAAGUCCAGGUGAUGGCUCCUUCCAGACUGUUGCACCCUGACAUUGGAGUGGUCCUCCUUUUAGCCUUACGUAGUCUUGACAGUCUGGACACUUUAAAAAAAAAAACAGCAGAAGACCCUUUCAUUUAAAGCUGCUGUUUCUAAAUAUUGUAUUUUCUUAUUGUUAACUUAAAUUUGUAAUCAUCUUUCCUUUGUUUAAUGGUAUUUUAUAAAUAUGUGACUUAGAUUUUUAUUUCUAUUUUAAGAUCACUAUGAUUUUAUGACUUAAUGAUUUGUUUUGAUCUAUGUGAAACACCAUGUGAUUUUCUGUCUGUGAUGAGUGCUAUAUAAAUAAAAUGUACAUACAUGGGAAAAGCCA
Messenger RNA from Nothobranchius furzeri (turquoise killifish), 7147 nucleotides. Its product is annotated as zinc finger protein 25-like. Gene Ontology annotation, cellular component: nucleus. Gene Ontology annotation, biological process: regulation of transcription by RNA polymerase II. Gene Ontology annotation, molecular function: RNA polymerase II cis-regulatory region sequence-specific DNA binding; DNA-binding transcription factor activity, RNA polymerase II-specific. The record is from RefSeq and is a predicted model, not a curated record. Lineage: Eukaryota; Metazoa; Chordata; Actinopteri; Cyprinodontiformes; Nothobranchiidae.